AUGGGAACAGUAUGCGGGAAAUGGUUGGAGGUUGCUGCGUGUGUUCCGAUGAGCGAGGCUGGGCUGAAAAUCCUCUUGUAUACUGUGAUGGGCACGGGUGCAGCGUCGCUGUGCAUCAGGGUAACUAGCUUGCUAUAUUACAAUGUAAUUACGGUAUUGAGGAAGGAUGGGGUGGUGCGUGCCUACGUGCGCGCGUGUCUGUGUUUAUGUGGGAGGGGGUGUUUUCCUUCAGCACGCGUUGACGUGGUGCGAGCGCGAGAGAGGGGACAUAGAAAAUUACAUUAAGCCCUUAUGGCGCGGACUGUUGCGGUUUUGGUAGCGUGGCUAUUAUUCGAUACUAAGUCACGCAGGGUUAGCAAGCAUUUGCUACUACUGGAGCAGCAGACUAGCUGGCCUAUCGGGCCUUCCGGAUGCAUUGUUUCCUCAACUAUGUAUCCACAUGCUUUGUUUACAUCUUUGUAUCCCCUGUAUGUCCAUGAGUUUGGAUUUUAAUAAGAGCCAACAAUUAUUAUUUAAUAUGUAAAUCUUUACAGUUGUAAGGCUUUAAGAGUUGUGCACACCUUCACAGGAUAUCACCCAAGGCUUUUAUUUAUUGUGUUAUGAAGGAAACAUCAAUUACAAUAUCGUAUGUAGCCGACACACAAUACAAUCUGAGUUUAUAAACUGUUAUUAAUGUCAUAUUAUUAUAAAUCAGCCUAUGUCUUGCAAAGUAAACCCACUAUGGCUGCAUUCAAACCACCACCAUUCUUUGAAAAAGGUGACCUACUUCAAGAGCCUAUCAAUAUUGGGAUCAUCUCGGGAAUAUCUGUGACAAGAAAUCUAUAAAUCAUUGUCACACUUAACUUUAUGCCCUAACUAUGCCUUCUCUUAAUUCAGUGGCCUUGUGGUAAGAGUGUCUGUCCUGAUAAGGUUGGGAGUUUGAUCCCCGGUCGAGUCAUACCAAAGACUGUAAAAAUGGGACCUGCUGCAUCUCUGCUUGGCACUCAGCAUUAAGGAGAUAGAUUGGGGGUAAAGCCCUGCAAUAGACUAGCAUCCUGUCCAGGGGGUGUACUUGUACAUCAAGCUGCUUCAAGCUACAGAAACAGCUCUUGCUCCUAUGAGUCGUUCCGGCUCUCACAAGCCAAGGCUUGUGCAAGGCUACUUACUUACUCUAUGCUUGCUCUCAACAGUAAAAAAAAAAAUACAAAUUAAAUGUUGAAGGUAUACCAAGAAGUUAGUUAGUUACAUAUCUAAUAAGUUAUGUAUCGGUUUUGGCUCCUUUGUUUGUGUCUCAUUCAUUUGAGUGGUAGACUAAAGAUGUGUCUGUAUUUGUGUCUUUAUGUGUGUGUGUGUGUGUGUGUGUGUGUGUGUGUGUGUCACAGCGUGCUAUGGCAUCGUCCAGGUGCCCACUGGACCGUGGUUCUGUCGAAAAUGUGAGUCUCAGGAGAGAGCUGCAAGAGUGGUGAGUAUAUACAGUACCAGUCAAAAGUUUGGACACAGCUACUCAUUCAAGGGUUUUUCUUAAUUUAUUAAAAAAUUUUACAUUGUUAAAUAAUAGUGAAGACAUCAAAACUAUGAAAUAACACAUAUGGAAUCAUGUAGUAACCAAAAAAGUGUUAAACGAAUCAAAAUAUAUUUAAGAUUUUAGAUUCUUCAAAGUAGCCACCCUUUGCCUUGAUGACAGCUUUGCACACUCUUGGCAUUCUCUCAACCAGCUUCAUGAGGAACGCUUUUCCAACAGUCUUGAAGGAGUUCCCACAUAUGCUGAGCACUUGUUGGCUGCUUUUCCUUCACUCUGCAGUCCAACUCAUCCCAAACCAUCUCAAUUGGGUUGAGGUCGGGUGAUUGUGGAAGCAAGGUCAUCUGAUGCAGCACUCCAUCACUCUCCUUCUUGGUCAAAUAGCCCUUACACAGCCUGGAGGUGUGUUGGGUCAUUGUUGAAAAACAAAUGAUAGUCCCACUAAGCGCAAACCAGAUGGGAUGGUGUAUCGCUGCAGAAUGCUGUGGUAGCCAUGCUGGUUAAGUGUGCCUUGAAUUCUAAAUAAAUCACUGACAGUGUCACCAGCAAAGCACCCCCACACCAUCACACCUCCUCCUCCAUGCUUCACGGUGGGAACCACACAUGCAGAGAUCAUCCGUUGACCUACUAAUGUCCAUUGCUCAUGUUUCUUGGCCCAAGCAAAUAUCUUCUUCUUAUUGGUGUCCUUUAGUAGUGGUUUCUUUGCAGCAAUUCGACCAUGAAGGCCUGAUUCACGCAGUCUCCUCUGAACAGUUGAUGUUGAGAUGUGUCUGUUACUUGAAGUCUGUGAAGCAUUUAUUUGGGCUGCAAUCUGAGGUGCAGUUAACUCUAAUGAACUUAUCCUCUGCAGCAGAGGUAACUCUGGGUCUUCCUUUCCUGUGGCGGUCCUCAUGAGAGCCAGUUUCAUCAUAGCGCUUGAUGGUUUUUGAUACUGCACUGUUCCGGAUUGACUGACCUUCAUGUCUUAAAGUAAUGAUGGACCAUCGUUUCUCUUUGCUUAUUUGAGCUGUUCUUGCCAUAAUAUGGACUUGGUCUUUUACCAAAUAGGGCUAUCUUCUGUAUUCCACCCCUACCUUGUCACAACACAACUGAUUGGUUCAAACACAUUAAGAAGGAAAUAAAUUCCACAAAUUAACUUUUAACAAGGCACACCUGUUAAUUGAAAUGCAUUCCAGGUGACUACCUCAUGAAGCUGGUUGAGAGAAUGCCAAGAGUUUGCAAAGCUGUCAUCAAGGCAAAGGGUGGCUACUUUGAAGAAUCUCAAAUCUCAAAUAUAUUUUGAUUUGUUUAACACUCUUGUGGUUACUACAUGAUUCCAUAUGUGUUAUUUCAUAGUUUUGAUGUCUUCGCUAUUAUUCUACAAUCUACAAUUGGCCCAGCGUCGUCCAGGGUAGGGGAGGGAAUGGCCGGCAGGGAUGUAGCUCAGUUGGUAGAGCAUGGCGUUUGCAAUGCCAGGGUUGUGGGUUCAAUUCCCACGGGGGGACAGUAUAAAAAAAUAUACAAAUAAUGUAUGUACUCACUAACUGUAAGUCGCUCUGGAUAAGAGCGUCUGCUAAAUGACUAAAAUGUAAAAUGUAGAAAAUAGUAAAAAUAAAGAAAAACCUUGGAACGAGUAGGUGUGUCCAAACUUUUGACUGGUGCUGUAUGUCCAAUAUAUCAAUAUAUUAUCCAUAUACUCAUUAAAAUCAAUGUAAUAUACUGCAUCUCUAUCAAUGUACAGCAUAACCCUGCCUGUUGUAGUAAUAACUCUGAUAGUACAGUAUGCUAUUGAAGCUACUGUGCGUAGUUGGUUAUUGUGAGGUGUGCUCUCAUUUCUCAUCAGAGAUGUGAGCUGUGCCCUCACAAAGAUGGCGCCCUCAAGAGGACAGACAGUGGAGGUAAACAACUGAACGCUGACUUUCUUCCCUCUAUCCUUCAUCCUCCACUUUCCAUCAAUCCCGCCUUCCUCCACGUUUGCCUUGUUUUACAAAUAUAUUAUUAGUGUUAAUGUGUGUGUAUGCACGUCAGGGUGUGUGUAUGUGUGUGUACUAAUGUGAGCUGUUCUCUCUCCAGGCUGGGCCCAUGUGGUGUGUGCGCUCUAUAUUCCCGAGGUGCAGUUUGCCAACGUUCUCACCAUGGAGCCUAUAGUGCUGCAGUACGUCCCUCACGACAGAUACAUCAAGGUAUUCUUCACUGUUCACUUCAACUUUUGAUAACCUUGUUUGUCUUUUGUGAAGGGUGUUCUGACUGUCAUUUGAAAUGCAUUGUAUAGGCCUAUCAAGAUUUAAUCAAAUUGGAUAUAUUGUUUAUUUAGCCAGAGUAAAUGGUUGUUCAUCAAUGUGCCUAUCUUGAAUAUUCCACACAAACGCGUGAGGACAUUUUUGUCAGAUUCUGUGAUUUGCAGGCAGUCAUUAGUAUACAAUAUAUUUUUGCACACGCAAAGCUUUCAUGAGAUCCUCCAGAGUUUUUCCAAAGCCUUCUCUUUGAAGUCCUCGCUGCAAGUUAGCCCAUUUAGAGUUGGCAUCUGGAUGGUAAUGUGCCAUGUAUCCCACCACAGUCUGCAUGCUUUUAGGCCUAAUGGUCUUGAGUGAUCGCUAUUGUGGAAAAAUCUAUAUUCAACAUACGCCCAUCAGACAGAUUUUUUGAACGAAAGCUUUUAUAUGAUUAGAUUACAUUUCUAUUAGAGUCAAUGGGAAGCUACUAAGAUGCUUGCUGCUGUACAAUAGUGAGUGCUUGUCUGGUAGUGGUCUCAUGUUACAGUGUCAGGUGAAGCUACAGUAAAUGGCUUGCACCUCUCUGGUCUGGGUUGUCAGAGCCAUUCAUCCGGAUUUGCUGCCCUGCAUUCUUAGAGAGCGUUUGAGUGGACAAUGGCCGUGUCCCAAAUAGUACCCUAUCCCCUAUAGGCCCUGGUCAAAAGUAGCUUUACUACACAGAGUAUAGGGUGCCAUUUGGGAUGCAGACAAUGAGUGAAGACUCAAUAAGCCCACCACCCUCCCUCCUUUACAGUAGCUCCAGAUGCUGUUUCUCUGUUUCCCUUCGGCCCACGAUACAUAUGGCUCAGAAGGGGAGAGGAGGGGCAGAUGAAGGGAGAAGAAAGAGAAGGAGCCCGCUGUUCCUUUGUCCAGCACCUGUUGCUAGGCCUCUCGUGCCCCCGUAGACAGCCAGCCCCCUCUGUCUGGGUAGUAGCCGUGGGGGAGCGAGAUUUGAACAGGAAGGGGGGCAGAAUGUUUCAUAAAAGGCUGCUAUCAAUGACAGGCUAGGGUUGGGCUCUGGGCGCUGGUGAGGCCCAUACAGUUGAACAGUAUCACACAGUGUGCAUCCCAAAUGGCACCGUAUUCUCUAUGUGGUGCACUACUUUUGACCAGAGCCUAGAGUAUAGUGCACUACUUUUUAUCCCUAUGGGCCCUGGUCAAAGGUAGUGCACUAUAUAGGGAAUAGGAUGGCAUUUGGGACACUACAGACAUCUAGAUUUGGGUCGUUCCACCAAUUAGGUACUUUUUGAGUAGUGUAACUUUUUAUUUCACCUAAUUUUAUCAUUCUGUCAUAAAGAGCACAUGUUCAACUUAAAAAAUGACUAUAGUAAGUGCCUAUUAAGUGCCAAAUACAGUAACAGGGUUGAUGACUUCAUCUAAAAUCAGCCAUGAAUCCCCUUGUGACAGGGGGAAUGGAGGCUUGUUGUGUGCGAUAGGGAGAGGCAAUUGAAUGCAUGCUUCACAAUUUAUAUAGUCUGUCUAUCUAUGGGUAACAGGGUUGACGUGUUAUGCUCGACCCGCUCAGUUUUCCACCACAAAACGCCAGAAAAUGGCCAAAAAGAGUAGAACCAGUUUACCUGCUUUUAAACUAUGACUUCACUAUUAGAUAUUCAAUGUCUCUUGAAUUUUCCAUUUAAAAAAAGCAAUACUUUCCCCAUAUUAAAACGAGAGUUCAGUUCACGUAACAGGGUUGACCUUAAAAUGAAUCACUAAUAACAUGAAAUAAAUAAUUAUCUUCAGAAAUGACUGUCAAAGCGACCAAAUAACUAGGGCUUUACAAUGAUGGUAAAAACUUGGACAAAUGUUGGGGUUAAGUGGGUUAAAAUCUUCAUAUAAGUCACGGAGGAUGCACAGAGGGACAUGUCAUAUUGCUGAAUUUUGGCACUUUAGCAAGUCUUUAUUCAUAUAAAAAAUCUUCCAUGUGGUCUAUAUUAAAGGGCAUUUACAGUAAUAUAACAGGAUUUUAAAAUGCAAUAUCUGUGCACAAUUUCUACAUAAAAUAUCAAAGGGACGCAAAAGCCACUCAUUUCGUGGAACGACUGAUUUACCUUCCAUAGCUAAGUCUGCCCAUUACAUAUGUGUGUGAUUUCAGGUUGACAUCUGCUGUUGAUAAGAGGAGAUAUGUUCUGGUCAGUCGUCAUUCUUUUUUAUCUUUCUUUUCCACCAUUUUUCUUCUUCUCCUCCUCUGUCUUUAGACGUGUUAUAUCUGUGAAGACCACGGGCGAGAGAGCAAGGCUGCCUGUGGAGCCUGCAUGACGUGCAACCGCCAGGGCUGUCGACAAGCCUUCCACGUCACCUGGUGAGUGGUCUGUGGGUGUGUGUCUGUGUGUGUGUGUGUGUCUGUGUGUGUGUCUGUGUGUGUGACUGUGUGUGUGUGUGUCCUCUCCCGUCUGUCUGACUGUCUGACCCUGUGCAGUGCUCAGAUGGCUGGCCUGCUGUGUGAGGAGGAGGGCCCUGAGGCUGACAACGUCAAGUACUGUGGCUACUGCAAGCACCAUUACAGCAAGAUGGUAAGAGACUGGCAAUCUAUUCGACUCUGUUUUCAGCUUUCCAUGAGAUCUCCAAUUCUUAUUUAAAUGGCAUGAAAUGUGUAAAUGUGUUAUAUGGUGUAAAAAGAAGGCUUUGGAAAGGAUUUACAACUUUUCAGUUGGAUUUGUAACUUCCAUUCACAUACUGCAUUGAGGAAGGCAAGGAGGCAUAGCUUUUCAAGCCUGUGUAGAGAAAUAUCCCCUGUGACAGUUUCCCUUCUAGCUACUGCCACCUAGUUGCCCCUGUAGCUGUAGCUAUUGCCCCACUAGCUAUUGCCCCUCUAGCUAUUGCCCCUCUAGCUGUACUUGCCCCUGUGAUUGUUACUGUUGGCAGCAGUGUGAUUCUCUGCCUCUCCACUGUGGGUUCCUGUAGCAGAAGAAGAUGCGCUCCAGUGGGGAGAACACCGAACGCAGCUCCUUCGGCCACUCUAGGGGGCGCUCCACCUCCCCCUCCCAGGACAAACACGGCUCCCACCACCACAGGCCCAGGAAGGUGAGUGUGUGUGUAUUGUGUACAUACUGAACGUGCAUUUGACUAUUGCUUUGUGUGGCUUGUAUUGCUGUAUUUGCAUGAAUGCUCAAAUCCUCAGCCUCUCCCUUUGGUUUCAUUCAGAGUCACAAGGACAAGAUGAGGCAAAAGGAGCGGCAUAAAAAGUCAUCUGAUGGUCAGGGGUCCUCACUGUCCAGCAGCAUGGACAAGGUAAAGCCUAGCCAACCCCAAUAUUUACACCCCUACGUGCACUCAGUCUCUAACCUCUCAUAUCUCUCAUAUCCUCUCUCUUCUCUCUCUCUCUCUCUCUCUCUCUCUUUUCUCUCUCUCUCUCUCUCUCUUUCUCUCUCUCUCUCAUAUCUCUCUCUCAUAUCUCUCUAUCUCUCUCUCUCUCUCUCUCUCUCUCUCUCACUCUCUCUCUCAUAUCUCUCUCUCUCUCUCUCUCUCUCUCUCUAUCUUUCCCCACAUCCACCCGUCCUAUCUGUCUUUCUACAUUGUUCUAAUAUAACCAUUUGGACUCCUAAAUAGUUUGAACUAUUGCGUAUUGCUAAGUUGAUACAUAUGUGAAAAUGGUUUUAUCCAGAUGAGGUCCUUGGUUGAACUCUCUUACAGUUUUUCUCGAUUGCUAAGACACAUUUCUUGAAAGCUGCUCUCCUUUUCUCUUAACUGUGAACACAAAACCCAAUUUUCAAGCUACAUUCACAAAACCUCAGACUCUUCUUGCAAAACCAAACUUUCACCUCAAAACAGUUCAAUCUGUGCUCAAAACUGAACUAUGUUGUCAAAUCGUGCCCCGAGUCAAUCAAAAUAAAAAACACUACUGAACAGUCACUAAACACUACGUAGAAACAUAGAAAACAUAAUGCUCAGGACAUGAAGCUGGAGAAAUAAAUGUUUAUUGUUCACUGUAGGCUAAAUGCAUGUUGCAAAACAAAAAAAAACUGUGCAUUUAGCACUUGUACAAAAAGACAAAACAGAAAUCUUGUGCAUUUACAUGUAGCACUUGUAAAAACAAACAGAAAUCUUAUGCGUUUGCCACUUGUGUACAGUAAGCCCAUGUAAAAAUAAAGUACAAAAAUAUACAAAUAAGUGCAUUACUCAGCCACAGCAUCAUGUCUCCGUACUGGGUCAGGCCACAGGACUUCAUCCACAUCACAGGCCACAUUUUGUCUGGCCAGGCAACGGGGGAAAAAACCCCUGGCAUGCCGUAUCCAGGCUUGGCAUGCCUCCACACCUAUGUCACCACAGGCAAGUCCCAUGGCUUGCAGGAGAUUUACCCUGGUGUAAGGUUGGCGUUCAUAUACCUUCCACCGCCAUGAGGAGAAUAAUUCCUCAAUGGGGUUUAGGAAAGGGGAGUACGGUGGAAGGCAAAGAUUGAUAAAACCUUGGUUCAUAUUGUACCACUCUCUAACCUGGAGGGCUCUGUGAAAACUCACAUUGUCCCAAACAACAACAUAGAUGGGAUGCUCAUCCUGCUGCCCUAACAAAGCAUCUCGCAUGUGAUUGAGGAAAAUGAGGAGCUGGUGAGUGUUGUAGGGCCCCAGGUUGGCAUGAUGGUGGACAACCCCAUGAUUGCUGAUGGCAGCACAUAAUGUGACAUUGCCACCACGCUGCCCAGGAACACCAACAAUGGCCCGAUGGCCAAUCACAUUACAGCCUCUCCUCCUUUUGGUGAGAUUAAACCCAGCUUCAUCCAUGUAGAUGUAUUGAUGGGGUCUUUCCAUUGCAUCCAGUUGAAAAACCCUCUGUAGAAAUAGAUAUAGUUUUGUAAGUGAUACGGAAAAAGUGAUUUAGGCCACUACAGUAAAUCACUACUUAGAGUAAUCAACAUUGAAUGUGUCUGGAUAUAUGCCAACCUGUACAUACUGGAAUCUUUGCUCUUUGACUCUGUCUGAGUUGAGAUCAAAGGGCACUCUGUAUAGCUGUUUCAUGCGCAGUCUGUUGCGCUUGAGGACACGAUCAACAGUAGAGAGGCUGACACUGUUGAUACCCUCAAAAUUUAAAUGGUCCUCAAUGAUCUUCUGCUGAAUUUCGCUCAGUUUAAUGGCAUUGUUCUCACGGACCAUAUCAACAAUUAGGGUCUCUUGGUGUGGGGAGAACAUACCUGUCCUCCCACCCCCAUGUGGCAGUCUUUCAAUUCUACAAAAAGAGAACAUGGAGUUACAAAAAAUAUACAUGGAAUACUAGUCCUACAAACAGUUAGACCAACCCUCCGUUACAAUACUACAGUACAUUGGUACAGUGAUGUACUGAAACAUAUAUUUACUUACAGUAUACUGUGGUACAGUAUAUAGUAUGUCAUACAGUAAUUGCUGUCAACAUUUACAUACUGUACUAUAAUGUCAAAAAAAGGUAAUUACCUGUUCUCUUCUCUAAAUCUUCGGAUUAUGGUGGACACAGUGAAUCUACUGAUGUUUGGUUGUACCCUUUGUCCAGCCUCCCUCAUGCUCAUACCAUGGACAAGAACAUGGUCAAUCACAGUAGCUCUGAUUUCAUCAGAUAUUACUGUUCUUUGUCUUCGCUGACCACCUCGACCACCUCGACCUCCUCUCACACGAACUCUUCCUCUCAGAUUUCUAUCCAUUGUAGGGCCUCACAAACCAGUGCUCUCUGAACUGGCUUACUGUAUAUGUUCCCUCACAUCAUUAGCCACAAGUGUGAUCAAUUUUGAGUUGUUGUGUUCAAGUGGUGACACCUGUGCUCUAAUUGUGUUUGACUUUUGUCACCUGUGCUCACCAUUAUGCAGCACGGGUGCAUCACAAUGAAAAUGUGUUGGCAAGUUAUGUCUAAACAGGUGAAAAGUGCUUAUGGUUUUGCCAAAAGAGUGAUUGAUUUAAUCAGUGGGUUCAGGCAACUGAGCAUUUGGUUCAGACAAUAGGGUUUAGUGUUUUAGCAAUUGAGAAAAACUGUAAUAGGACCGUCUAACAAUACUUUCUAAUGAGCGUAAAUGGCUUUAAUCUAUUACAUCAAACCGCUUCUCACUCUAUAAUGACACAUUUUCCCCCGUGACCUCUCUGUGUUGUUGAUGUAGUUGUCGUCGGGUCACCACGGCAACAAGGACAGCGAGGGGAAUUCGAAGAGGUUGAGCUCUCACAGUCAGCUGGGACAUCGCAGUAAGAAGACAGGAAGCAUUGGCAAGAGCUGCUCCUCUUCCUCUUGCUCCUCCAGUCCCUUCAACACUGGUACAAACCUAAUCCUUUAUGGACCAACCAACCGGCCAUUUUGUGUCCAAGUAACUUCUCAUUCAGUUCUGUUUGUUUGUGAAUAACCAAAUCCAUAACUCUCUAGUGCAGAACUGCUCGAUUUUUAGCUCUUUGUUUUGGUAUAACUUCACUGUGUUUAGUCUGAACGUUUGUUUUAUAAUGGUUUAGGUAUAACUGCACCGUAUAGUGUUGUCUGGUUAUUGUGCUGUGUUUAGGUAUAACUAUGGUGUGUAUUCCCAGGUGGCGGCUCCCAAGACUUCCUCCCGUUCUCCUCUACCUCUCGUUUGGAGUGUGACCCCGACCGAGGAGAGGACGAGCACGGUGCUGAGGAGCACCACGAAGAGCGGACCAGACGGACAGCGCCUGAGGAAGAUGACGAAGAAGAGGAGGAGGAAAGGGAAGAAGAGAAAGAAGAGGAAGAGGAAUUGGACAAUAGUAAAUACCACAACAAGGCCUCCAUGCAGCCCCCGGCCCUGACCCCGGUUGACGGACCUCACGGAGGGUCGUCGCAGGGUCACGAGAGGUCAGAGGGCGAGGCCAGCUCCUUCGAGACCAAGGUCACCAUCUCCACCUUCGGCUCCAUCAUGCGCAUCACUUCCUCCUCGGGUGGGCUAGGCGGCGGCAGCAGCAAGCUCCGCAAAAUCUCCUCCUCCUCUUCCUCGGGGGACUACAAGCCUUCCAAGUCGCUUCUCAAGUCCCCGCACCUAGCCACGCCCCCUAUACUGGAGGAGGCCGACCUAGAGGAAGACAAGGCCACGCCCCCACCACCGCUGCCAACACACCGGGAGAGGAGGCACCGUGGCAACAAGAAGAGCCGGCACGGACCGGGGCGCCCACGGGGGAGCAAGAACCGGGAGCGGACGGAGAGGCGAGAGGAGGAGUACCGUCAGCACCAUCACCACACGGCUCCUGCUCCACCUCCACCCCUAACCUCCUCCACCUUGUCCUCCUCGCUCUUCCCCAGCUCCCCCACCCUCCCCCACACAGCGUACUCCUCCACCCUGCACACCUCCUCCCUCUCCUCCUCCUCCUUCCCCUCCUCCUCCACUUCCUCUAGCGUCAGUUUCUCCACAGGCCGCGGCAAUACGCUGCUCGGCUCCGGUGAGUUUCUCACCAGAUCCGUCUGAGUGGGUGUGCUGUGUGGUAGCCCUCUAGCUUCCUGUGAGCGCACAAGUGACUGCAAGUGUGCACUUGCAUGUGGAAAUAAUACACCGCAUUUCUAUGUAUUGUGACUGUGAAUGAUGAACGUACACGUUAUAAGUAUAAGUAUGUGUAUUUAGAGAUGUUCAGGUAGCAAGAUACCUCAUUUAGAAAAUGGGGGCCAGAUUUAAGCUUGUACAUAUUUGCACUAGAGAGAAAGAAAAGGAUGAAGAAAAGUAACAGAUUGAGUAACAAUAAGAGUAAAGAACCCUUUGUUGCUUAUGACUUUUUGAACAGAACUAGAAGUGCAAGCUUUGCACAUACAUAAUAAAUCUGGCCUUAGGUAGUUAGUGAUCUGUGCGUAGUAAAGAGAUUUGCUAGAUUGUGGUGUUGUGUGUAGUGUCAACAGUGAGAGCGUGUGCGUCAAUGGCUGGGUUGACAUCCUGCUUUUGCUCUACUCUCAGAAGAUAGAACCUUAGCACUUUUAGGUGUGCGCUUGUGUGUGUGUGUAUGUGUCUGUACAUAUGUGCAUGUGUGUGUUCUAUAAAUUAAUUGCAUUUAUGAAUUAAGUCUGAUAUUAUUCUCUUCUUUAGGAAACUACAUCAGUCACAAGGACCCUCUGUCUUUGAGUAGGGGUGUCUGUAACACCCCUUUGUCUUUGGGCGGAGGGGUGUGCACCACCCCUCUAUCGUUGGGCGGGGGCAUAUGUAGCACCGCUCUCUCUUCAGGACUCCUGCCAUCUCACGUCUCCACACUGUCACUUCAACCAGUCAACUCUGCCCCCAACACACAGGUACUCCAGAAAUCAACAUCAUGUCUGCGUUAGAGCCCUGCACGGACAUUCAUUUUAAGCCCUACACAUGUCCAUGACAUUCAGGCCCUACCCUACCCAGGUCCGAUUGCCUCUGCCAAAUGUAAGGCCCUGCCCGAAACCCGAAACCUUCCUCAGUUAGUAAAUCCUAGUUAUUGAUGAAAAAACAGGCCCUACCCAGCCCUAACCCGAUGUAUAAUGUCGGAGCCCGUCAAGCUUGGGUCAGGUAGCAGAGCUUUAGUCUGCACCCCAGAUGGCACCCUAUUCCCUAUAUACAGAUAAUAAUAUAAUAAUAAUAUGCCAUUUAGCAGACGCUUUUAUCCAAAGCGACUUACAGUCAUGCGUGCAUACAUAUUUUGUGUAUGGGUGGUCCCGGGGAUCGAACCCACUACCUUGGCGUUACAAGCGCCGUGCUCUACCAGCUGAGCUACAGAGGACCACGAUGUAUGAUCUUAAUUUGAACCAGUUUGCUAAAGCAAAUACACUACAAGUUAAAAAUGUCCUGCAUUGCAGGAAGGUUCUCCUACAACAGGGUGAUCAAAUUAAGAUCCUACAUCUGUAGUGCACUACUUUUGACCAGGGCCCAUAGGGCUCUGGUCAAGGUAGUGCACUAUGCAGGGAAUAUAUAGUGCCAUUUGAAACGCAGCCCAUGACUGAGCUUAUCAAUGAUAUCAUGUUAAAACUAAAAUAGUAUCCCACAUGUAUUCAGUUGCCAGGUAAAUUAGAUCCUAACUUUGUUCUCUGUGUAUUAAACCCUUGUAGGUCCACCCAUGUUCCAGUUCUUCCUACAACCUCAGCUCCUCUCAGCCCUUUGGCAGGAUCCUUUCUACUGCCUCUACACUGCCCUCACUACUCAGCCAAGCCCAGACCUCACUUCCAGGUAACACACACACACGCUCGUUAGUGAGAUACUUAUGUUUGCUAUGAAGUUACAUAGGGGAGAGUGGGGUAAAUUGAACCAAAGGAGUAAGUUGAGCCACCCUUGUUUCUAGGAAACUAUACACAAAAUUAAUAAUUUUGCAAGGCAUUAUCUCUGGGAUAUGAGGUAACAACAGGGCCUGGCCUAUGUUAAAAGUGUUAAAAAAGUACAAAGUGUUUGUUAGGUGUUAAGCCUCUGUUAAAAGAUGCUUAAAAUUAUUAAAAGACAAAAAGCGAUUGUGAUUGCUUUGAAUUGUGUUGGGGAAAUAAAGAUAGACAUGGUUUUAAAAAGGUAAUGGUAAUAUUACAUUUAGUACAGACAUUUGUAGGCAGUUUAACUUACCCUGUCCCACGGCUCAACUAAGUUGUCUUAACUUACCCUGUCCCACGGCUCAACUAAGUUGUCUUAACUUACCCUGUCCCACGGCUCAACUAAGUUGUCUUAACUUACCCUGUCCCACAGCUCAACUAAGUUGUCUUAACUUACCCUGUCUCACAGUUCAACUAAGUUGUCUUAACCUACCCUGUCCCACGGCUCAACUAAGUCGUCUUAACUUACCCUGUCUCACAGUUCAACUAAGUUGUCUUAACCUACCCUGUCCCACGGCUCAACUAAGUUGUCUUAACUUACCCUGUCCCACGGCUCAACUAAGUUGUCUUAACUUACCCUGUCCCACAGCUCAACUAAGUUGUCUUAACUUACCCUGUCCCACGACUCAACUAAGUUGUCUUAACUUACCCUGUCCCACGGCUCAACUAAGUUGUCUUAACUUACCCUGUCCCACGGCUCAACUAAGUUGUGCCAAGAGACCACUUUUGUUUGGACAAGCUAUGUUUUCAAAACAGAAAGAAAUACUAUAUUUCCCUUGACGGAGUGAUGCUUAAUGUAAAAAAUUGCUCAACUUACCCCACUCUCCCUUACUGUAGCUACUUGGUAGUUUAUCGUGAUUGCCCUCUCUCCUCUCAGAGUCCGAGAUGGACGACUGUCGCUUCCCAUGUCACGACAACUCGCCACGAGAGAGCCUUUCCUCACAGUAAGUUUCUCUAUGACUCUACUCUCACUGUCACUAUCAAUACUAUUUUCUCUCACUGUCACUAUCAACACUGUUCUCUCUCACUGUCACUAUCAACACUAUUUUCUCUCACUGUCACUAUCAACACUUCUCUCUCACUGUCACUAUCAAUACUAUUCUCUCUCACGGUCACUAUCAACACUAUUCCCUCACUAUCAACACUAUUUUCUCUCACUGUCACUGUCAACACUAUUCUCUCACUAUCAACACUGUUCUCUCUCACUGUCACUAUCAAUACUAUUGUCUCUCACGGUCACUAUCAAAACUAUUCUCUCACUAUCAACACUGUGCUCUCUCACGGUCACUAUCAAUACUAUUCUCUCUCACUGUCACUAUCAACACUAUUCUCUCACUAUCAACACUACACUCUCUCACUGUAACUAUCAAUACUAUUCUCUCUCACUGUCACUAUCAACACAAUUCUCUCACUAUCAACACUGUUCUCUCUCACUGUUACUAUCAACACUGUUUUCUCUCACUGUUACUAUCAACACUGUUCUCUCUCACUGUCACUAUCAACACUAUUCUCUCUCCCUGUUACUAUCAACACUGUUCUCUCUCACUGGUACUAUCAACAUGGUUCUCUCUCACUGUCACUAUCAAUACUAUUCUCUCUCACGGUUACUAUCAACACUAUUCUCUCACUAUCAACACUAUUCUCUCACUAUCAACACUACGCUCUCUCACUGUAACUAUCAAUACUAUUCUCUCUCACUGUCACUAUCAACACUAUUCUCUCACUAUCAACACUGGUCUCUCUCACUGACACCAUCAACACUGUUCUCUCUCACUGUUACUAUCAACACUAUUCUCUCUUACUGACACCAUCAACACUGUUCUCUCUCACUGUUACUAUCAACACUGUUCUCUCUCACGGUCACUAUCAAUACUAUUCUCUCUCACUGUCACUAUCAACACUAUUCUCUCACUAUCAACACUGUUCUCUCUCACUGUUACUAUCAACACUGUUCUCUCUCACGGUCACUAUCAAUACUAUUCUCUCUCACUGUCACUAUCAACACUAUUCUCUCACUAUCAACACUGUUCUCUCUCACUGUUACUAUCAACACUAAUCUCUCUCACUGUUAUUGUCAACACUGUUCUCUCACACUCACUUUUACUUUUGUAUACUUUACCUUUCCAUUUCAUUCUGUCUCUUGUGUAUCACCUUUAUUCCAUUUCAAUCUGUUUCUGUUCUCUGUAGCCGUAUCCCCGUUCAUUUACCACUGUUCUUCUCACAGGUCUCCUAUGAGCAGUCUGCCCCUGCUGUUUGACCAGAGAGAGGGCGUGGGCCCUGGGGUCAGAGGUCGCCCUGAAAACGUCCCUCCAUCCAGCUUCCACAUAGAGCUCCUCCUGGAGAAGCAUGGCAACGGAGAGAUGGGAGCCAACAGUAAGUACACUGGGAUGCUUUGUGGCAGUCUAUAAUAUAUCUUCAUUCUCUGAGAAUUUUCCGUUUGUCUUUUUUGGGCGAUGUGUCUGCCUUUAUGACACAGUCUGUCAUACACACCCACUGUAAAAUGUAUUUUUGGACUCUUUGAAGAUUAAAUGGAUUCUUAUCAACCCGAGUCAGUCUGAUACACUGAUCUUCUUGCUUUCAGAUCAUUUCAAAUGCGCUGUGCUCUUCAGCAAUGAACAUUAGUGUAUCCCUUAGGACCUGUCUUUGCACAAACAGCACUGUGCGACACAACACUCAGUAUGGAAGCUGUAACAAAAAACAGAAGUGACUCUAAUACAGUGCUAUACUCUCACUCUCUAAUUUUCUCACUUUCUUUCCUACCCCUUUUCCCUGUCUCUUACCCCCUCUCCCAUCUCCUUCCCCCUUUCCAUCUCUCUCUCUCCUCCAGUUGUAGAGAUGCUCCAGUCCCUCCACUCGCUGCAGCAGGAGAACCAGCGUCUCCAGGACCAGAUCCUCAGCCUGACGGCCAAGAAGGAGCGGCUGCAGCUGCUCAACGUGGAGCUGGCCUGUUCCUUCCCCCUGCAGGUCCACCACUCCCACCACUCCGCCCAGGGCCUAGUGCCCACCCCCACCCACAUCAGCUUCCUCUCCUCCGCACACGGUCAGAUUCAGAAAACCCUCCUCAUCCUCCACUCCUCCUUCACCUCCUCUCAGAAGCUUUCCAUCCUCCUUACCUCAUUUGUUGUUAGAGUUAGUUUGCUAGUCUGUAUGACAUCUAUGGCCAAGUCUGGAAAGAGUGCCACAUGCCACCAUCCCCAAACACAAACCUUGUUUUUGUCAUCAUAAUCUGGAUGGUUGUGUGUUGUGUUUUUGGAGUUGGUUCCCUGUCCCUGUAUCUAUAUCCCUGUGUGUGUACCUCUCUUAUCCCUAUAGACCCCCUCAGCACCAAUAAGAGUCCCCUGUCUAAAAGCUGCUUCCUGAAUGAUACCUCCUUCAUCACCUCAUCCGAGGUGAGAACCCCUUUGUGCCCACCAUACCUUACCACCAUAGUAUCAACCAAUACCUGAACCCACUGUUCAGUUAUACAUUACACUUAUCCUUUAUCCCAAACUGUAGCAUUAAAGGUGACAUCUGAGUUUAAUUUCCAAUCAAAAGUGCUGCCUCUACUUGUUUGUACGUUGAGUAGCAACGGCCAUCUAAAUUGUUAAAAGGUUUUUAAAAACAUUCGAAUAAAUGCAACGGAAGGACAAUGGAUGAAGAUACUCCAAACUUUUAGAAUUGUUAUAAUCCAUCAGAUAUUGACAGAAUUAUAACACAUAAAAUAUCUUACUGGCACGGACAAAUAAUGAAUGGAGUUUAGGGAUUUUGGUGGGAAUUCAGGUAUUCAAUUUAUUGUAAAAUUUCACUUUUUUUCUUAGAAUGCACUCAUAUAUAAAUGUUGUUAUUGUAUCAGGUAUUGUUUUAUAUUUUGUGUUAAAAUUAAGAAAAUGUUAUGUGCAUCAUUUGCAUAAAUACACCAGUUACAAAAUAUAUAUAUAUUUUUACAUUUAUGACUAUAUGCAACAGAGUAACAUAAAGGGGUGGAGCAGGGCUGCAACAACCAAACACUUGCUCUGUCUACCCUACCUGCACUGUCUAGACUGCCUCAUUAAUUACUGUUGUUGUCACUUUGUCUUGCAUAAUUCAACAUGUGCGUCAAUAGCAGGGUACCCUCGGUGUAAAAAUCAACACGCUUCACUCUAGAUUACACCUAUUUAAACAUACUUUACAUUGUUUGCGAGAUCAAACAUAAUAUCACUAUAAUCCGAGUGUUCAUUUUCGGAAGUUGCUUUCAUUUCAGGGCAUCAAAAUAAAGUCAUGUUUCUUGUGAUGUAAGUGUCAAGACGGUGCGUUAAAUACCUGACGAAGCUUUAGCGUUAUUAUAGAUUCAAUGUAAAGACAAUUUAUUCUAUUGAGACCAUUUUAGCCAUUACCAGAGUGUGUUUGACAGGUCAUUACAAACAUUUCCACACUCGUAACGUUAACGGGGAAAAAUGACAGGCACAAGCAAGAGUAUGAAAGAGUCGCAGUAGUGAAAUGAAAGGAAUUAAUCCAGUGAGAUUAAAGUGACAAGUGGAUUUUUCACCCCUCAAACACAGGAAAUAGAUGGCUGAAAAGAGAUCCUCAGGUGGGCGGGACAUGCGCGUUGUUACAUUGAGGGAAUGGUAAUGUGUGAAAUAUGGGGAAAUGAAACGUACAGAUUGCACCUUUAAAUGAACCAUAACUGUCCUAUUAGUUUUACCCUGUGUUUUUAUCUUCCGACUCUAGGAGCUCCACUCUGGUAGUCCCUCCCGCAGUAGCUCAUCCCUCUCCUUCCAGAGCACCCCGCCUCCUCAGCAGAGUCCCGCCUCCUUCGGCCAGCCCUUGCUGAACGGGCUGGGUGGGCGGGGAUUGACUGACAGCCUGGGGGGCCUCAAUCAGGCCAGCAGUUCCAUGGUGGGCGGGCUCAUGGCCUCCCUAGCAGGAAGUCCCCAGCUGAACAUGAACGGCGUGCUGGGCAGCCUGAACGGGGUGAUCCAGUCGCCUGUCCAGAACGCCCCCCAGCCCACCCUGCCUGCCCUGCGGCCCCAGCCUCCUCCUUUGGGCCCCCAGGCACUGGCACAGGGCCUGCAACUCCCCAAGAGCAUGAGUCCGUGAGUACCUCCUCCCUGUCUGAUCACCAAAAAAGUAUAAUGAUAGUGUUGGUUGAUUGUUUUGUGAUGAUGUUGUUGGUCUAUUGCUGUUGAUCGGUUGUUGUUGUUGUUGUGAUAGCCACGGCCACUCUUUUUGUGACAGCGAUACAUUUUUAUAUAAUCUGACAGUGACAGACAGUUGAUUUCUUGUUGUGACUGUGUUGGUUGAUGUUGUGAAUGGCUGUGCUGACUGAUUUAGGUCUAGACUGUUACCGUAAUAGAUUUUUGUUGUGACUAAUGGGUUGGCUGGGUAAGUGUUAUUUGGACUGGAAGUGUCCCAUGAUGAGUAAUAUUUAACAUGGUUGUGUUUCAGGUCUUCCCUCCUGUCUGAGCAGCAGAAGCAGCUCCUUCUCCAGCAGCACUUCACUCCAGUAAUGACUCUACCAUGCCCUACAAACACACUCAGCCAUGCAAACACUUGCAGUAAAUGCUCUUGAUGUUUGGUAACGCAAUACAACACAACCGUGAUGAUAAGAUGGUUAUCAUAAGAAGUUAAGAUAAAACUGAAACAGUAUUAAUGGAUGAAUUGUCAGGACCGAAAUAAGAGAUAUAGCUGCGAGCAGCAAUGAACGGGGUUCACAGGAUGACAAAAAGGACACAAGAUCAGUUGGAUAACAAAGAAAGCACUCGAUCAUGUAGGAACUAUCUUCCAUUGUGUGAAUCUGACGUAUGGUUCAUGAGAAGAUGAUUUUGAGCAUUAGUGUUACAUAUGCGAAGAAUGAGUUGUUAUUAAUAGUUUCCUUGUUUUUUUUAGAUAUCAUUACCAAAUUCAGUGUGGUUCAUGUUAGGGACGUCUAUGAUAGCGAUGACAAGUUUCAAGUUAAUAAGCCACUGUGGAGUGGAUGUACAGUGUUUUAAAUGGACACGUCAAAUCAGAUUUUUUAUUUGGAGCUAGACGCUUGUUAGGGGGCGCUACAGGCUGGUGGAGCUGGAUAGGGGGGUGCUACAGGCUGGAGCUGGAUAGGAAGAGGUUGGAUCGGAUGAGUCUGGGGGUGAGGUGGCCGAGGUGAUUGGUAGGGGGAGGCUGCGGCUACAGCCCUGGAUUGGCGGCCCACUGCUGGUGGUUCAGGUGGUGCCUGAGCUUGAUCAGGUGUAGCUAAUGCCAACACUGGGAGCUGCGUUGGUGUGGAGUACUGUUUUGGACUGGAAUUUGUGCUAGAAGGUACCGUCUGAAACCUCAGCUGCUCCAAGAUUACUCCAUGAUUUUUGACGGUUGCCUUUAAAGCUUGCAUCAUAGCCAGAAGCUGUUGGAUUGGAUUGUCCUGACCUGAUGGACGAGGUCAAGGGUUGUCUUUGGUGUCCGGUUAUGGGGGUUGGACCUGAAUAAUACAGAACAAAAUUCCCAAGAUGGAGGAAAAUCUGUCCUGACGGAUGUUAUGGGUCAUUGAGGCAAAUUAGUUCAGCAUGAGGAAAGACACCAACGUUGCCAUACGAAAGUAUUCAUACCCCUUGACUUAUUCCAAAUGUUGUUGUGUUACAGCCUGAAUUCAAAAUGUAUUAAAUAUUUGUUUUUUUCACCCAUCUACACACAAUACCCCAUAAUGACGAGGUGAAAACAUGUUUUUAGAAAUGUUUGCAAAUGUAUUGAAAAUUAAAUAUAUAAAUAUCUAGUAUCAAGUAUUCACACCCCUGAGUCAAUACAUGUUAGAAUCACCUUUGACCUGUGAGUCUUUCUGGGUAAGUCUCUAAGAGCUUUGCACACCUGGAUUGUACAAUAGUUGCACAUUAUUAUUUUAAAGCCGAUUUAAGUUUAAACUGUAACUAGGCAACUCAGGAACAUUCAAUGUUAUCUUGGUAACCAACUCCACUAUAUAUUUGGCCUUGUGUUUUAGGUUAUUGUCCUGCUGAAAGGUGAAUUUGUCUCCCAGUUUCUGUUGGAAAGCAGACUGGUACUCAGUGAUGUGUUGUGUUGGAUUUUCCCCAAACAUAUCGCUUUGUAUUCAGGAAAUAAAGUUAAUUUCUUUGCAGUUUUACUUUAGUGCCUUAGUGCACACAGGAUGCAUGUUUUGGAAUAUGUUUACUCUGUACAGGCUUUCUUCUUUUCCCUGAGCGGUUUCCUUCCUCUCCGGCAACUGAGUUAGGAAGGACGCCUGUAUCUAUGUAGUGACAGGGUGUAUUGAUACACCAUCCAAAGUGUAAUUAAUAACUUCACCAUGCUCAAAGAAAUAUUCAGUGUCUGCUUUUUUAUUUUUACUCAUCUACCAAUAGGUGGCCCUUCUUUGCCAGGCAUUGGAAAACCUCCCUAAUCUUUAUGGUGUUUGAAAUUCACUGCUCGACUGAGGGGCCUUACAAAUAAUUGUAUGUGUGGGGUACAGAGAUGAGGUAGUCAUUCAAAAAUCAUCUUAAACACUAUUAUUGCACACAGAGUGAGUCCAAGCAAAGUAUUAUGUGACCUGUUGAGCACAUUUUUACUCCUGAACUUAUUUAGGCUUGCCAUAACAAAGGGGUUGAAUACUUGACUCAAGACAUUUCAGCUUUUCAUUUUUAAUUAAUUUGUAAACAUUUCUAAAAAUACAAUUCCACUUUGACAUUGUGGGAUAUUGUGUGUAGGCCAGUGACACAAAAUCUAAAUUUAAUCCAUUUUAAAUUUGGGCUGUAACACAACAAAAUGUGGAAAAUGUCAAGGGGUGUGAAUACUUUCUGAAGGAACUGUACAUACAAAGUUUCAAGUCUCUAGGUCAAACGGGGUGGUGGAUAUGAUGGUUUAAGUGAGACUGCUUAUAACAGUGCCACCUAUAGGCCAAUCGGUGGCAUUCUUUUUGCCCAAGUUACUCAUGGCCUCUAGUUUCUCUGUGCCAAAUUAGAAAAAAAGUUACCAAUCUGCUUGGCUGUUACCCAUAAUUAUUCAAUGAGUGUGACCAUGGCCAGGUUUAUUUUGGUCCCAAAAAAUUAAUUGAGAAAAAACCCCAGCAUACAGUAUAUGCUGCGGUCUUUUUUUGGCCCAGCACCGAUGGAUUAAUUUGGGAUGUGCAUAUCACUACCCAUUUUCCAAGUCCCUUAUCUCUUGGGCUGUGUGUGUCCCAGGAGCAGCAGGUGGUGGUCUAUCAGAUGUUGCAACAGCAGCGGCAGAGGGAGCUACAGCGCCUCACGCUGACCGGGGCCCUCACCUCCACCCCCACUGCCCAGUCCCCCAACCUGGGGGCCUCGCCCCUGCAGGGUGGCCAGGGAAACGCCCUCUUCGGCCUGCAGGAGAAUGCACUUCACAAGCCCGGGGUGAGUGCCGAUAUGCAGUUGUUCAAGACUCCUUAUUUGAAUAGACCACUGUAUAUAAUAAUAAUAAUAAUUAUUAUAAUAUGCCAUUUAGCAAUGUCAAUGCUUGAUCAACUGAAGCUUUAAAGAAUAAACUGCUUUUGUUGAUGUUGACUUGCUUUGUGAUGCUGUUAAACCUGAGGAAAUACUGUAGGUGUAUACUCCAUAAAUGAUGACAAAUAUAUGUGUGGGCUGAACAUCUAAACUCACAGGUCAGUUUUAAAUGUGUUUGAUUUCAGGGGAUGGGAGAGAAGGGCGGAGACAAGAAUGGCUGACAUGUCUUCUUCAUGUCUGAACUGUUGCAGCUAUAACAGCAGCUAUAAC
Molecule: messenger RNA, 21572 nt
Organism: Coregonus sp. 'balchen'
Lineage: Eukaryota; Metazoa; Chordata; Actinopteri; Salmoniformes; Salmonidae
Source: the annotation of a GenBank genome assembly